Molecule: messenger RNA, 1294 nt
Organism: Drosophila virilis
Lineage: Eukaryota; Metazoa; Arthropoda; Insecta; Diptera; Drosophilidae
Product: fibrinogen-like protein 1
Source: RefSeq, a predicted model, not a curated record
UUAGUUGCGCUUUGGACUUAGCUUUAAGCGGUCGCUCAAAAAAUCUAACUUCUGCCAAUCAUGGCGUAUCGCACACACAAUUUGAUAGUUUUGUUGGUGUUUCUGCUAGCUGUGAAAGGGCCUUCCAUAGUACAGCCGCAGCAGAGCACAGACGACAAAUCGAAUAUCAAUAACCAGACUCAAGCAAUUCAGUCGGAUAUAGAAAACAAAUCUACAACUCAAAGUUCCAGCGCUGGUGCAGCUCGCAACACGCCCAAAAACAACAACAGGCAAUUAAGUUCCCUUAUACGUAGACUUUCAUAUCAUCUGGAGAGGCAAAAGGAUGUCAUGAAACGGCAGGAGGCGGACAUACUAAGACUUCAAGCUGACAAAAGCGCAUUGGCAAGGGAGUGCGAUCAAAAUAAGCGCUAUACAGAUGAGCUGAUCGCACAAAUAGCUGAGCUAAGAUCUAAAUUAAAUGCCGAACAGUCCAGCAUGGAACAACUAAAGCAGUGCGCACCCAGGAACUGUUUGGCCGUGGCCAAGCGCACACAACAAGUGGAAGCUAGUCCCAGUCAAGACGAAUCACAGGCGGACGCCGGCUGGACUGUUAUACAGCGACGCAUAGACGGCAGCGUUAAUUUUUAUCGCAACUGGAGCGAUUAUCAAAUUGGUUUUGGCAAUAACCAAGACGAGUUCUUCAUAGGCUUGGAGACGCUGCACCAGUUGACGAGCGCCAAGGAGCAUGAGCUGCAUAUCAGACUGACGGAUUUUGCGAACGAAACCCGCUUUGCCGAAUAUAAUCAAUUUUUAGUGGGCAACGCUCAAGAGCUAUACGAACUGAAAUCUCUGGGCAAUUACUCAGGUAAUGCGGGCAAUGCUUUGAUCUACAAUCUGCAACAAAAAUUCAGCACAUACGAUCGUGAUAAUGACUACGAUGAGGACAAUUGCGCUGCAGACAUGCACAGCGCCUGGUGGUAUCGCGCUUGUGGUGCCAGUGAUCUCAACGGAGUGUAUGUGAAGCAAAGUGUAACUGAUUACCGUGCGGAUAAAGGCAUACUGUGGGCUGGCUCAGACUGGCACGACUGGGAGUAUUCAUUCAAAUCUGUUACCAUGAUGAUUAGACCGAAAUUAGUAUCGAGAAAUUAAAGUGAUAUUAAUAAACUGUUAUUAGUUAUCUGCUCCAUAGCAUUAACUUUCUUUUAGAUAGCUUGUAAACGCAGUAACUGCGUUCUAAAAUAUUCCUUUUCAAAUGUUAAUGUUCCCAAUACAAUAAAUAUUAUGGCUGAUUCAUGGCAUGUCCAUAAUCACAAGA